AUGGCAGCAUUUGUCAAAAUCCCUUUCUUGUACUACCACCCUCAACACCCCCUUCCAUUAUCCAUCCAAACGGUGCCUGUUAUCAGUGUUCCCUUGUCAUCUGCCACUGGCCCUGCCACCACCAACACCUGGCUAGGCCCGGUACUGGAACUAUGUGGUGAUCUGGAUGCAGUGAAGCAGUGGGGGGUUCUUGCCUAUCGUGAAGUCUGUGCCCCAACAGUGAAUCAGAAAGUGGAUGGCUGGGAUGGGUCGACACACUGUCUCAACCUACUCUGCAAGACACAAGACAGUGCUCACAGUCUCAGGCGAUACCUCCAAGCAAGAUUCCCAGGUGCGACUAUCAGAGAUAUUGCCAUGCAUGACUAUACACCCAGCAGAUACAUUGGGGUAUAUGAGCUUGGAUUUGUUGGUGAGGUCUUUUCUCGUGGGCUCAACCAAACCAUGAUCCAGACUCUCUUGGACCGUGCACCCGCCCCGCUAAUCCCUCAAGGCCCAGACACCUUGCCAACUGAGACAAUGGAGCUGUGGACCCGGAUCCAAGGACAUUUACCGUUCAAAGUGGUUGAGGUGACCUUCAAACAAGACAUGCUCGAAAAGAUGUGCUUGUGCAGGCCCUUUGAGUUGAGGAAAGAGGAACGUUUUGCUCUCCUUCGUUUCUGCCUUAUCCUUUGUCACCUUUGCCACUUCAAACACGCAUUCCAUCAACAAAUCUACCCCUCAGAGGGUUCUAUCUAUCCUGGUGUCAUUUGUUUCAUUGCCGGUUCUGCAAGGCAACUUUUUGAGGGCAUUGAACUACAAACAAACAAGAUGCUGAAGAGGUCAGGGAACCCAUCUCAAGAGAAGUUUGAGUCCAUUCAUUGGCAGCCAAAAACUGGCCUCUUUACACUCAAAGUGGUGGAGAAUCCACCUGCUCCCCUAAACAAGCUGACCACAGAGGAACUACAGGGGUGUCAGGGAAAUAGCCCCGAACCCUGA
This is a messenger RNA of Cantharellus anzutake, 975 nucleotides long. RefSeq lists its product as uncharacterized. The record is from RefSeq and is a predicted model, not a curated record. Lineage: Eukaryota; Fungi; Basidiomycota; Agaricomycetes; Cantharellales; Hydnaceae. The coding region runs from base 1 to 975 and encodes 324 amino acids. The transcript has 3 exons.